This is a messenger RNA of Hyla sarda, 868 nucleotides long. RefSeq lists its product as uncharacterized. Bases 1 to 855 code for a protein of 284 amino acids. Lineage: Eukaryota; Metazoa; Chordata; Amphibia; Anura; Hylidae. The record is from RefSeq and is a predicted model, not a curated record. The transcript is spliced from 5 exons.
AUGGUGAUGCUAAACAGCAAAAGGAAAGGCAUAAUUAAAAACAACUACAGACAUGUGAAUCUAACAAAGGAGUUCAUUAGAGACACCUCUGACUUAUUACAGAAAAUUGAAUGUCUGGAGAUACCCGAUAAUUGUAUCAUAGCAUCUUUUGAUGUAGUGAGCCUCUACACCUCCAUCCAGCAUGAUGGGGGUGUGGAGUCAGUGACUAGGAGUUUGAUGCCUGCUUUCCUGGGUUAUUUAAACAGCAGACUAUCGGACAUCAGUUUUACCCUGACACAUUCAUCCCAAUCGGUCAGCUUCCUAGACGUUUUGGUGACAGUAGAAAAUGGACAUUUAACAACUGACUUAUUUACCAAGGACACGGACAGGAAUACCAUACUCAGACAAAGAGGAUAUCCACAUGAACUUUUAGAGAGACAGAGACGGAGAGUGACAAUUGGCAGAGACGGACAAGGACCUAUAAGGACACAAAGCAGACGGAUAGCAUUUGUAAGUACAUAUAAUGACCUGUCACCAAUGAUAGCAAAAGUUUUGCGCAAGCAUUGGCAUUUACUAAGUGGAUAUGAGAAUGUCCCUGAAUUUGUUCUUCCUCCUUUGAUGUCAUAUAGGAGGACAACAAAUCUCAGAGACAAACUCGUGGUGGCUGAUAUUUCAAAAAAGACUGGGGGAACACAAAAAUACAUCUCGGUGGACAGAAAGGGUUGCUUUCCGUGUAGAGUGUGUGUCAACUGUAAAUAUCUAGUGAAAGGUGAAAAAUUCCAACACCCUAUUACACACCUUGAGUAUCCUAUCAGUGUACUAAUGUGGAGACUUCCUCGCUCACCGGAUAGUACAGUGGAAGAUAUGUAUUUAUGAUGUAAUAUUGCUC